AUGGUGUUCUUCUCGUGCAACAACUGCGGUGAGGCGUGCAAAAAGAAUCAGGUCGAACGGCACCUGUUCCAGUGUAGAAACACAACGUUCAGUUGCAUUGAUUGUCAGCUCAUUUACACCCGCGACACGUACAAGGACCACGUGAAAUGCAUCACCGAGAAUCAAAAGUACGGUGGAAAGAACUAUGUGGAGAAGGAGAACAAGGGCGAGGCGAAACAGAAUGCGUGGGUGGAUCAGGUGAAUCGAGCCAUCGAAUUCGUGACGGAUCACCAGGUGAAAGAGCUGUUGAAGAGUGUCGCAGGCUUUGCGAAUAUCCCCAGAAAAGAGGCGAAAUUCAUCAAUUUUCUCACCAACUCUUGCCGUUUGAGAGAUAAGAAUUUGGCGUUGAGAGCUUGGCAAGCGAUCGCUGCGGAGGCGGAGAAGAUGAGAGAGGAGGCGAUUCGGAAGCAGGAGGAGAUGCAGAAGGCCGAGAAGGCUCAAAAGGAAGCUGCUGCAGCUGUCAAAGCCAAGGAGACUACCACGACGACGUCAGCAGCUCCAGAUGAGGCUCCAGAAGCUCCAGAAGAAGCCACGCCUACAGUAUUCAAGUGGAAGAAGGUGAUCAAACGGAAAUUGAAGGAAAACGGAGGAGAAAUGAAGAUCAAGAAGCUCAAAAAGGAGGUUAUCAGCGAGUUCUCAUCAGAAGCACGAACUGAGGAACCAGAAGACGUUGCGGCGGUGUUCGAGGAGAAACUUCAGAAGUGUGGAGGCGUGAAUGUUGAUGGGAAGAUGGUGUCGUUGAUGGUUGCCGCCUAA
Molecule: messenger RNA, 795 nt
Organism: Caenorhabditis briggsae
Lineage: Eukaryota; Metazoa; Nematoda; Chromadorea; Rhabditida; Rhabditidae
Exons: 4
Coding region: 1-795 (264 amino acids)
Biological process (GO): negative regulation of transcription by RNA polymerase II; rRNA processing
Cellular component (GO): nucleolus
Molecular function (GO): DNA binding
Source: RefSeq, a predicted model, not a curated record